Messenger RNA from Lathyrus oleraceus (garden pea), 4326 nucleotides. Its product is annotated as disease resistance protein RPV1. The transcript is spliced from 5 exons. Gene Ontology annotation, molecular function: ADP binding. Gene Ontology annotation, biological process: signal transduction; defense response. The coding region runs from base 72 to 3887 and encodes 1271 amino acids. The record is from RefSeq and is a predicted model, not a curated record. Lineage: Eukaryota; Viridiplantae; Streptophyta; Magnoliopsida; Fabales; Fabaceae.
AUAAAAAAGAAAUAGUAUUUCAGUGUUUGAAUAUAAAACAUUUCCCAUAGCUUUACAUUUCAACAGCUUACAUGGCUUCCGUCAACGAGGUAUUCACCUACGACGUAUUCCUUAGUUUCAGAGGCGACGAUACUCGUUAUGGUUUCACCGGCCAUCUCCGCAAAGCUCUUGAUGACAAAGGAGUUCGAACCUUCAUGGAUGACGACGGCCUUCAAAAAGGGGAUGAAAUCACACCUUCGCUUCUCAAAGCAAUUGAACACUCCAAAAUCGCCAUCGUUGUCCUCUCUAAGAACUACGCUUCUUCUUCCUUUUGCUUACAAGAACUUUCCAAGAUCAUUGAUUCGAUGAACGGUAAGGAUCGUUCUAUUUUGCCUGUUUUUUAUAAGGUGGAUCCUUCCGAUGUACGAAAGUUGAAAAGAAGUUACGGUGAAGCCAUGGAUAAACAUGAUGAGGGCACAUCAUCCAGUCAUCACAUGAAUAACAAAUGGAAGAUUUCUCUGCAUCAUGUUGCUAAUUUGUCUGGAUUUCAUUACAAGAAAGGGGAUGGGUAUGAGCAUGAGUUUAUUGCAAAGAUCGUUGAACAAGUCUUAAGAAUGAUAAAACCCGUAACUUUACCCGUUGAUGAUUACCUCGUUGGACUGGAGCCUCAAAAAGAACAACUAAUGUCACUUUUGAAUGUUGGAUGUGAUAAUAGAGUUCGCAUGGUAGGGAUUCAUGGAAUUGGUGGAAUAGGGAAAACAACUCUUGCUCUAGCAGUUUAUAAUUCAAUUGCCCAUCAAUUUGAAGGGUCGUGCUUUCUAGAAAAUGUUAGAGAAAAUUCUGAGAAACACGGGUUGCCAUAUCUCCAAAUGAUCUUUCUUUCUAAAGUAGUUGGAGAGAAAAUCGAGUUAACCGGUGUUCGACAAGGAAGUUCAAUAAUACAACAGAGGCUUCGACAAAAGAAGUUACUUUUGAUUAUAGACGAUGUUAAUGAGCCAGAGCAAUUACAAGCUAUUGCUGGAAGACACGAAUGGUUUGGUCCUACAACUAGAAUCAUCAUCACAACUCGGGACAAAAGAUUGCUUACAAAUCAUGGAGUUGAAAGCACAUAUGAGGUGAAGGAGUUGAACCACAAGGACUCUUUUAAAUUAUUAGUUAAACGAAAAAGAAAAUCUUUAGAGUCAGGCAAAAAAAUUUCAGAUUAUUUCCGUGUUUUAAGACGUGUCACAAGAUAUGCUUCUGGGAUUCCAUUGGUUUUGGAAGUAAUAUCUUCUCAGUUAUUUAAUAAAACAAUAGAACAGUGUAAUCUUACUUUAGAUAGUUAUGAUAGGAGGAUUCCUAACAAAAAGAUUCAAAUGAUACUCCAAAUAAGCUUUGAUGCUUUGAAUGAAGAAGAAAAGAGUGUUUUUCUUGAUAUUGCCUGUUGCUUCAAAGGAUUUAAAUUGGCAAUGGUUGAAAAAAUACUCCAUGCUCAUUAUGGUGAUAGCAAGAAAGACCACAUCAAUGUGUUACUUGAAAAAUCUCUCAUAAAGAUAAGUGAGUCUGAUAAAAUUACAUUACAUGAUAUGAUUGAGGACAUGGGGAAAGAAAUUGUAAGACAAGAGUCACCGAAAAAGCCUGGAAAGCGCAGUAGGUUAUGGCUCCCAGGAGAUAUAUUUCAUGUUUUAGAAGGAAAUAUGGGAACUAGUUCAACUGAAAUCAUAUAUUUGGAUUGUUCAAAGGAAGUAAAAUGGGAUGGAGAAGCUUUCAAGAAGAUGAAAAAUCUCAAAACACUAAUUAUUAGACAUGCCACUUUUUCUAAAAGUCCCAGCUAUCUUCCAAAUAGUGUAAGAGUAUUGGAAUGGUGUGAGUAUCCUUCAUCAGAUUUACCACCUGGUUUUUAUCCGGAGAAACUUGUUAUAUGCAAUUUUGGCUCUAACUUUACAUCAAAUCCAUUUGAGUGGGAGGACUUUCUCCAGAAGAAGUUCCAGAAUAUGAGAGUUUUAAAUUUUGACCAUUGUGAACUUUUAACAAAAAUACCUGACCUAUCUAGUCUCCCAAAUUUAGAAGAAUUUUCAUUUCAAAAUUGUGGGAAUCUGAUUGCAAUUGAUAAAUCGAUUGGUUUCCUGUACAAACUCAGAAUCUUGAGAAUUAUGCAUUGCAAUGAAAUCCAGAGUGUUCCACCUCCGAAUUGGGCUUCACUAGUAGAACUCAAUCUUUCACAUUGUGAUAGUUUAGAAAGCUUUCCUAGCGUCGUGGAUGGAUUUGUUGGCAAACUUGAAAUCUUGAGGGUUAUACGUUGCAGCAAAAUCACAAGUAUUCCACCUCUCAUGCUAGCUUCUCUAGAAGAACUAGAUCUUUCAAAUUGUAUCAGUCUUGAGAGUUUUCCACUUUUGGUAAAAGGGUUGCUCGCUAAUCUUAAGACCUUGAGAGCUAUGAAUUGCAUCAAGCUUAGGAGUAUUCCAACUCUCAAGAUGGCUUCUCUAGAAGAAAUCGAUCUUUCAAGAUGUUCUUGUCUUGAGAGUUUUCCACCUGCGGUAGAUGGGUUGGCGGAUAAACUUAAAACUAUGAGUGUUAGAAGUUGUGUCAAGCUAAGGAGUAUUCCACCUCUCAAGUUGGAUUCGCUAGAAAAACUUGAUCUUUCACAUUGUUCUAGUCUUGAGAGUUUUCCACUUGUGGUGGACGGUUUUCUUGGCAAACUUAAAACCCUGCUUGUUCAAAGUUGUGACAGUCUCAGGAGUAUUCCACCUCUCAAGUUAAAUUCCUUAGAAGAACUUGACCUUUCACAUUGUUAUAAUCUCGAGAGCUUUCCAAUUGUGGUGGAUGGAUUGUUGGAUAAACUUGAAGUCUUGAGUAUUGAAUAUUGCAUCAUGCUUAGGAGUAUCCCACCCUUGAGGUUGACUUCAUUGCUAAAAUUCAAUCUUUCAGAUUGUCUAAGUCUAGAGUGUUUUCCAGAAAUAUUAGGAGAGAUGAGAAAUAUACCACAACUUUACUUGGGUAGCACUCCCAUACAAAAACUUCCAUUUCCAUUUCGAAGUCUUACUCUGCGCCCAACAUCAUAUCCAUGUAACUGUAGAAUUGUUAAUUUACCAAAUAGAGUUGCUGCGAUGUCAAUGUUGGCUAAACUUACCAUCAAGGCUGAAAAAAAAGUGAGCCCCGUGCAAUCUUCACAAGUAGAAUAUAUUUGUCUCACGAAAUGCAAACUUUCCGAUGAAUAUUUGUCCAUAGGUCUCGCGUUUUUUGCGAAUGUGAAAGAAUUACAUUUAACUGAAUGUCAAUUCACAGUACUUCCUAUAUCUAUUGAAAAAUGUCACUUUUUAUGGAGGCUUGUCUUGGAUGAUUGUGAGGAACUUGAGGAAAUUAAAGGGAUUCCACCUGGCUUAAAAGAAUUAUCUGCAUUAAACUGCAAAUCGUUGACUUUGUCGUGUAAAAGCAAAUUAUUAAAUCAGGAAUUGCAUGAGUAUGGAAACACUCGGUUCUGUUUGCCACGAGCAAAGAUUCCAGAGUGGUUCGACCACCAAUGCUCGGCAGGAUUGUCAACUUCUUUCUGGUUUCGUAAUAACUUUCCUGCCAUAGUUCUCUGUGUUGUUUCUCCAUUGACGUGGGUAGAUGAUUUUCGACGCUGUGUAAGAGUGACCAUCAACGGAAAUACAUUUCUCUAUACACGUGGUUUGAAGAUACGUAGGUCACCGGCCAAAAUGUAUACUUUAAAUCUUUUUCAUAUGCAAAUGAAAAACUUCAAUGAUAAUAUGGACAAAGCAGUUUUAGAAAAUAAGUGGAACCAUGCAGAGGUUGAUUUUGGAUUCCCAUUCAUGAAUAGUGGAAUCCAUGUAUUGAAAGAGAAAAGUAGCAUGAAGGAUAUACGAUUCACCAACCCAGAGAAUGAUGCUAAUAUUGACUUCACUCGGAAUGUUGAAGUGAGUAUAUAAUUGAUUUUACCCAAAUUGUCAUAAAUUUUCCAUAUGAAUUUUCCAUAAUUGGGUGGAACCCUCCUACAUGCCCAUUUCAUCACAGCAAGCACAUUAGCUAUUUGUACUAUUUGUACUGUAACGUGGCACCACAAAGAAAAUACAUUUGAUAAGUAGCUAAUUAUUAAAGCAUGAUGAAGACCUUAAUUAAUUAAUUAAUUAAGCGAUGUAGUAGAUUGGAUUUGGGAACUUGAAAGUUCUAUUGCCACAGUUGGUUCUAAGAAUAUCACUCCAUUGAUCACCAAAGUUUCGAAUGAUGCAUCUGAUAUGAAGAUGAUGAUAAUAUGAUAAGAGAAGAUGAUGAGUAAAGGAAAGAAUUUGUUCAUAACUCAAUGUAUUUCUGAUUUGUAAGGUGAAUUCUUAUUUACCCAAUUCAAAAAGGGAUUUAGAUUCUCUCCAA